AAAAAAGUUCAGAAGGUGCUGCAGAGGCGAAGAGGACGUCGCGAGGUCAAGGAAAUCGCAUUCACACCCCUCUUUCGCGCGACUCUGGGGCCGAUCACACCGGAACCAUGGAUAUCCACCGGUGCCGAUUUGUUCGCUACCCUGCCUCAGCCAUCAAUGCCGUCGCGUUCACUCACUCGUUCCUUCCGCCCGUCUCUUCGCACAAGAAGCACCUCCAGAAACACAUCCAGGUGCGCCUGGCUAUCGGCCGGGCCAAUGGCGAUAUUGAGAUUUGGAACCCGCUCAACGGCGUGUGGCAUCAGGAGAUCGUCAUCCCCGGCGGCAAAGACAGAAGCGUCGACGGCCUAGUUUGGGUUACUGACCCUGACGAGGAGACGGCCGACGGCAAGAUCAUACACGGCAGGUCGCGCCUUUUCAGCAUUGGCUACACCACCACGAUUACCGAAUGGGACCUAGAACAGGCCAAAGCAAAAAAGCACGCAAGCGGUCAGCAUGGAGAGAUUUGGUGUCUCGGUGUUCAACCCCUGUCAAAGAAGAGGCCCGCUGCCUCCGACAGCCGAAGGCUGGUGGCCGGCACCGUGGAUGGCAACCUGGUACUUUACUCGAUCGAGGACGGCGGACUGCAGUUUCAGUCGACGCUCGUCAGGACUCCGUCAAAGAAGCUCAAGUUCGUCAGCAUGGCCUUCCAGUCGCACAAUGUCGUCGUCGUCGGCUGCUCCAACAGCACCAUAUGCGCCUACGAUAUCCGGAACGGCACCUUACUGAGACAAAUGACUCUCGGCACUGAUCUCUCCGGGGGCUCCAAAAACAUUAUCGUGUGGUCGGUCAAGUGUCUCCCCAACGGGGACAUCGUGUCGGGCGACUCGACGGGACAGGUGUGCAUCUGGGACGGCAAGACAUAUACCCAAGCGCAGCGGAUUCAAAGCCACUCUCAAGACGUUCUUUGUCUAUCCGUCAGCGCAGACGGCUCCAAGAUCAUUUCGGGCGGCAUGGAUAGGCGUACGGCUGUCUACGAGCCAGUUGCUGGGCAGAGCGGACGGUGGUCAAAGGUCUUCCACCGCAGGUAUCAUCAGCACGACGUCAAGGCGAUGGCCUCUUUCGAGGGCAAAGGAAUGAGUGUGGUGGUCUCUGGUGGCUCCGACGCGAACCCUGUGGUCCUCCCCCUUCGCGCGGCAGGCAGGGAGUACCAUAGAACGCUACCGCACCUCCCGCAAAACCCCACUCUACAGAGCGCUCCCAAAGCCCGCCUCAUCCUCAGUUGGUGGGAAAAUCAGAUUCGGAUUUGGCACCUGCUCAGUCCUGCCGUACAGCUGCUCGAUGAUCCCGAGGCCGCGACUAGCUUGCGCAAGAACCGGAAAUUCCUCGCCCAGAUCCUAGUGAAGGGAGACUCUCACAUAACGUCGGCCGCGAUCAGCGAAGAUGGAACUCUUCUUGCUGCCGCGACUGGCUCCGAUGUCAAGGUGUUCCAGCUCGACCUGCCAAAUCGAGAGGCCAAGGAGGAACUUCACAUCAAAAAGGUGGACUCAAACAUUACAGGCGCAGCCGUCACAAAGGUCCAUAUCUCCCCUGACAAGCAGUGGAUAUCUUGGGUCGAGCAGGGAAACAGGGUCAUGAUUGUUAGGGUGCGUACAACUGAAUCGGCAUCCGGCAUCUCCUAUUCGCUUUCUCGCCCACAUAAAUUGCACCGAUUACGACGACAGACACCUAAGCAUUUACUCCUUGGCGGUCUGGGGGCCUACGACCGGAACAUUACUCAGAUGGCCUUCUCCCCUGACGGCAGGAUUCUUGGCGUUGCCGACUUGGCAGGGUACAUCGACACCUGGGUGUUACGCGUCCCCGGGAAGCCGGUAAAUGGUACGGGUGGCGAGGAUGACGACGAAGCGUCCAGCGGAUCCUCCGGCGAUUCGACGGACGAAGAAUCGGAAAACAUGGCGGGCGAGCGUUGGGUCCGCAACCCGAAAGCCGCCCUCCUUCCUAAACUGUCGGCCGCGCCAGUGGUCCUGUCAUUUUCCAAUAUCCAGCGAGAAGGCGGCGACUAUGACCUCUUAGUCAUCACCACGCUGAAGCAGCUCUACAUCUUCAACCCUCUGGAAGGGGUUCUUUCCGAGUGGUCGCGCCGGAACACAUACCCAAAGCUCCCGGAGCAGUUUAGGGACACACGAGACCAGGUCAAGGGUGUCGUAUGGCAAGGCCAUAGAGCAUGGAUCUACGGCGUCUCCUUUGUGUUCAUGUUGGACCUCUCUCAGGACCUGGACCCGGAAAAGGACGCGAUAGAGGGCAGGAAAGGACGGAAACAAGGGACCAAGCGAAAGCGUGACGGGCAAGAGAGCGGCGCGGGAGGGAAGAUGGAAAAGCACUCGCUCGCCCCGCAGCGCAUCAGAACCGCUAUGGACCCCAACGGGGAGGAGUGGGAGGAUGUGCAGAUGAUUGAUGCCGAAGACCAGAAGAGCGCCGCAGGCGCGAGCAGCGGGGCCGACGACGAGGAUGACGAAGAGAUGGAUGGCGGUGAGUUGCAGCGCCUGAGGGAGGAUCAGGGCGCCGACAGCGCACUGCAGCAUGCCGACAGACAGGGAACCACGAGAGCGAAUUGGUGGCGUACGUACCAGUUCCGGCCCAUAUUGGGCAUGGUGCCCCUCGGGGACUCGCAAGAGAAGGAGACGGGUGGCCGCGGGCGUGACGGGCUUCCUCCGCCUCUUGAGGUUGCCCUUGUCGAGCGGCCACUUUCCGGCGAGGAUUUGCCGGAACGCUAUUUCGCGGAGAACGAGUGGGAGAGGUGAAAUGUGGAGAGGACAUGAGGGGCGGCUUGCAGUAGACCCUUUCCCUUGCCCCCGAUGGCUUGAUAUCUGGGAUAGGUCUGUGUGUACAUACGCAUCUACGACAGGUUAUUGGAGCUUGUAAGGACAAAUUGGAUGGUGAUCUCGACGGGUUAGAUCGUGGUCAAGUUGCGUUGUGGAACACCGCUGUCGAGCUCAAGGCAGAGAGAGCGUCCAGAGUUCGGCCGUCCGAAACGCAAAUGACCUUGAUAAUGUCUGCGCGGUUGACUCUUCCCCUUGCUCGCAGCCCUCCUCCUUUGAGCUUCCCUCCCGCGUGGCGGUUCUGGCUCGCUACACUGAGGGGGCGAUAGGUUGGGCAUACUAGCUGCAUAUGCCGUCUGUCGAUAACUCCUUCUCGAGCCAGCUAUUGCUGCUCAGCCGAGUCCUCCAUCCUGAGCUCUCUUUGCCAGCAACGC
Molecule: messenger RNA, 3229 nt
Organism: Canariomyces notabilis
Lineage: Eukaryota; Fungi; Ascomycota; Sordariomycetes; Sordariales; Chaetomiaceae
Product: WD40 repeat-like protein
Exons: 2
Coding region: 108-2777 (889 amino acids)
Biological process (GO): maturation of SSU-rRNA from tricistronic rRNA transcript (SSU-rRNA, 5.8S rRNA, LSU-rRNA)
Cellular component (GO): small-subunit processome; t-UTP complex; 90S preribosome
Molecular function (GO): RNA binding; protein binding
Source: RefSeq, a predicted model, not a curated record